Molecule: messenger RNA, 1059 nt
Organism: Symbiodinium natans
Lineage: Eukaryota; Dinophyceae; Suessiales; Symbiodiniaceae
Source: the annotation of a GenBank genome assembly
AUGCAUGAAGCCGCAGCGAUUUACAGGAUCAGCUUCGAACAGUUUAUUGUCAUUUGUUGCCUCUGUCGGGACGAGACUGAACAUCUUGCCGCUGAAGAACCUGUGUUCUGCCCAAAGGCUAUGCUUGCGUGCAGCAGUGAGUUCUUGAAGGAGGCACCCACAGGUCCAGCAGGCUCGGAGCCCUCCGUGUGCGCAGAAGGUGAGGCAACACAGGCCCAGCAGGGCGAUGCCAGCUCCCCCAAGCCCCAUGAUGGCCAGGAUAGUGAUUCUCCAACUGAGCCACAGGAUGACCAGCAUGAUGGCUCUAGGAGCUCAUUGGAGAGAGAUGGACCUCUUGACUCCGUAGGUAGUGUCGGACAUCCGACAGCGUGCACGCCCUGCACCUUCUACUGCUUCUCCCGCAGGGGUUGCUGGGUGGAUCGUGACUGUAAGUACUGCCACCUUUUCCACCAGUCGCUGAAGCAACGCCGGGGGCAGCGCACGAAGCGCAAGGCAUUGAAGUCAGCCUCCGCUGCCAUGCAAGCGGAGAAGCCCUUGCCAAAAAGGGACCCAACGUUGGGAAAGGCGCAGCCGUUCACACAGCUACCGCCACGAGUCCCACCACCUCCCGGACUGGCAAUGAACAUGACGAGCAACACGAGCAACCCAUCCACUUCGGAAGGACGGAUGGAGCAUGAUUCAAGUUCUUCAAGCUUGUCGAACGUGUCGAUGGCCUCCUCGCCUCCAUCUCAAGGCAACCUUCCCCAAGCAGACCAGAUUGCCAUGGACCGCUUCGAGUACACGCCCAGGAACCUCGUGGUUUGUGUGGGGCAGAUGCUGGAGCUGUGGCCGCUGCUGGUUUCUCACCUCCAAGGUUGCGUUUUCAAAGUCGUUCCGAGCCUUCCGCUCGGGGUGACGCUGGACGAGCGGUCAGGCUUGGUACAUGGCCGGCCACGGGAGGCCGUUGGCAAAGGGAGCUACGUGGUGAUUGCCUCCGACACGGAGCAAGUCGUCAGCGUUGCGUUCGUCAAGCUCACGGUCAACUACAUCUUCGACUCGUUCGCCGACGUGCACCGCUGA